UAACCUCAUCGAAGAAGACUCGUUAGAACGGCCACUUGACUAUCUGGUCAAUAAAAUAGAUAAUCUGUGAAGAAAUCCAUCCCAGAGUGACGCACAAUCCGCGUCGAUUUUAUACGCAUACGUCAUUUUACUGCGUCUGCAGUAAAUUUGUUUGGAGAGAGAAGAUGGCGUCAGAAUCAGCGGAAACGUUAGCCGAACAAGACACAGAACUGGACGAGUUAUUGGACAGUGCACUCGAUGACUUUGAAAAGUCAAACCCGGCCACAACAGCCCCAGUUCCUGCUGCUGCUGCGGCUCCUCUGUCAGCCAAGGGCAGUGAGGAGAAACCCCCUCUACUGGAAGACAGUCAGUUCUUUGAGGCUCUGUUUGAAGGGGAGAUGGCCUCUCAGGCGAAGGAGGAGUGGGAGAAAGCCAUGACUGAACUCGCACAGGAAGAACCUGAGCUGCUGCAACACUUUCACAAAUUGUCAGAGGCAGCAGGGAAAGUUGGUACUGAUGUAGCCUCCCAACAAGAAUUCACUUCCUGUCUCAAAGAUACCCUCAGUGGAUUGGCGAAAAAUGCAGACAACUUACAGAGUGCAGGUUUGGCUGGAGAGGAUCUAGCAAAGACUCUGGAAGGGCUGGGAUUGGAUGAGGGUGGACAGGGGGGCGGGGAAGAUGGAAACAUCUUGCCGAUUAUGCAGUCCAUCAUGCAGAAUCUACUCUCCAAAGAAGUGCUCUACCCAUCUCUCAAAGAGAUCACUGAGAAGUAUCCUGAGUGGCUGAACAGCAAUCGUCAGUCCCUCCCGCCAGAUCAGUUCCAGCGCUACGAACAGCAGCACAAGGUCAUGGGAGAGAUCUGCAGCCAGUUUGAGAAGGAGGGAGAGCGAAGUGGAAGGGAUGGGGAGAAUCGCUUUGAGAGCAUUCUGGAACUCAUGCAGCAGCUACAAGACCUGGGCCAACCACCCAAAGAGCUGGCUGGUGAAUCGCCACCUGGCCUGAACUUUGACCUGGAAUCCCUGAAUCUCCCAGGAGCCUCUGGGGCUGGAGCGGCAGAGCAGUGCUCAGUCAUGUGAUGUCAGAGAAGCCAGAUCAAUGGAUGCACAGGCUAGGAGCUGUGUGCGAGGGGGGGGGGAUGAUGAGAGAGGACGAUCGAUCACAAGACAAGGAGGAGAACGAGACUGUUUGCACUGCUCUCCUCGCAACAGAUGUUUCUGUGUCUAAAUAGAAGGCACAGUCAAGGGUGGCACAACAAACCAUUAUUACCACCCUUCGGUAACUCACUGAUCAUCACUUCACUGAUUUUAAAUUAAUUGCUUUGGUUUUUCAUAAGCUCUUCUAGGUCAUUCAUGGUACAGGUAGUAGCAUACCCACACACACAGCUCAACUGACUAGCACUUGACUUAUGAGUCUGUUUUUACACUCACCAUUGUUUAGCCUCAUGGUAGAACUGGUUGAACUGCCCUAUUGGUUAAAAUGGUGCCUUGCAUUAUUGUUAUAAACCUUACAGCAAGGAUAAUAGGAUUCUCUGUUGUGAGUUGCUGAGUGAUGAUUGAGUUGUUUCAUAGCUGCAGUAUCAUCAUGGGGCUGCGUGUCCAACAUAGGGUGUUGCGUCAGCGUCACAGUUCCACUCAUCAAUAAAGUAACACCAACACCCCA
Messenger RNA from Salmo salar (Atlantic salmon), 1638 nucleotides. RefSeq names its product peroxisomal biogenesis factor 19. Gene Ontology annotation, biological process: protein import into peroxisome membrane. NCBI's taxonomy places the organism in Eukaryota, Metazoa, Chordata, Actinopteri, Salmoniformes, Salmonidae. The record is from RefSeq and is a predicted model, not a curated record. Gene Ontology annotation, cellular component: peroxisomal membrane; peroxisome.